Molecule: messenger RNA, 2814 nt
Organism: Nerophis lumbriciformis (worm pipefish)
Lineage: Eukaryota; Metazoa; Chordata; Actinopteri; Syngnathiformes; Syngnathidae
Source: RefSeq, a predicted model, not a curated record
AUGGCAGCGGCGAGCAACGCAGAACCUACGCAUUUGCAAGAUAUGGAAGAGGACGACGCGGAGAUGGACGAGCGGGAAAUGGACUCGGAGAGCGACGGCGACGAGGGCAUGCGAGUAGACAAUUCGGACGACGAUGAAGACGACACGUCAGAAGACGAGAAGGAAAAUGAAGCCGAAAUACAACGAUUGGAAGAGCAGUUAUCGAUCAAUGCCUUCGACUACAACUGCCAUGUUGAUCUCAUCAAACUACUGAAGCAUGAGGGCGAGCUUCUCCGUCUGCGAAAGGCGAGACAGAAGAUGAGUGAACUUUUUCCUCUCACAGAAGAAAUCUGGCUAGAUUGGCUCAAGGAUGAGAUCCGUAUGACCGAAGAGGAAUCAAACCGAGAAAAAGUUAAUGAACUUUUUGAGAAAGCUAUUAAAGAUUAUAUUUGCCCAGAUAUUUGGCUGGAAUAUGCCCAGUAUUCUAUUGGUGGCAUGGGAUCGCCAGGCGGCAUUGACAGGGUGAGGUCCAUCUUCGAAAGAGCCAUCACAGCUGUUGGGCUUCACAUGACUAAGGGACAAACGGUGUGGGAGGCGUACAGAGAAUUUGAGAAUGUCAUUCUGGCCACAGUACAGCCUCCUCCUGGCAAAAUUCCCAGCCGUGACGAGCAAGAGCUGCUGAACAAGCAGCUUCAGCGCAUCCAUACACUGUUUCGCCGCCAGCUGGCCAUCCCCUUAAUGGAUAUGGAGGCAACAUAUGCAGAGUAUGAGGAAUGGUCUGACGAAGGGACACCAGAGAAAGUCUUGCACCAGUAUAAAAGUGCUUUGCAGCUGAAGGAGAAGUACAAGCCUUUUGAAGAGUCACUGCUGGUUGCAGAGACGCCAAAACUGGCAGAGUAUCAGUCGUACAUAGACUUUGAAAUGAAGGAGGGGGACCCGGCCCGGAUACAGAUGGCAUUUGAGCGGACUCUGGUUGAAAACUGUCUAGUACCUGACAUGUGGACAAAAUACACCACGUAUCUCGACCGUCAACUAAAAAUCAAAGAUCUGGUUCUUUCCACCCACGAUCGCGCUGUCAGAAACUGCCCGUGGACUAUGAGUCUGUGGAAGAGCUAUUUGCAGGCUGCAGAGAGGCAUGGGGGCUCUCAUCAAACUGUUUCAGAUUUGUUCGAAAAGGCUUUAAACGCUGGGUUCAUCCAAGCUACGGAUUAUGUGGAGAUCUGGCAAGUUUACCUCGAUUACCUGAGGAGACGUGUGGAUUUCAGCCAAGAGUCAAGUAAAGAGUUGGAGGAGCUACGAGGAUCCUUUACCCGCUGUCUGGACUACAUAAAACAAGAUGUGGAAGAAAGGUUUGGGGAAAGUGGAGACCCUUCCUGUAACAUAAUGCAGAUUUGGGCAAGGAUAGAGGCUCUGCAUUGUAAAAACAUACAAAAAGCGAGAGAACUGUGGGACAGCAUCAUGACAAAAGGGAAUGCCAAAUAUGCCAACAUGUGGCUGGAAUACUAUAACCUGGAAAGAGCUUAUGGAGAUUCUGCUCACUGUCGAAAAGCGCUUCACCGAGCGGUCCAGUGCACCUCUGACUACCCAGAACAUGUGUGUGAAGUCUUGCUCACUUUUGAGAGAGUGGAAGGCUCUUUGGAGGACUGGGACGUAGCUGUCCAGAAAACUGAGACGCGUCUGAACCGAGUUAAUGAACAAAGGGCGAAGGUGGCGGAAAAAGAAGCCAUUCAGGCUCAACAUGAGGAAGAACAACUUGAGCAGAGACGGAAAGCCAGGGCAGAGAAGAAGACUCAGAAGAAAGUUCUGAAAAGGGGUCAGUUUGUCGAGAAGAGGAAGGCGGAGCAUGGGCUUGAUCAGGAUGAGUGGAUUGCCGAUGCAGAACAAGCUCCUAAGCGACACAAAGGAAAUGGUGAGCAAAGCAAAGAGGAGCAAAUGGAGACCGAAAUCGGACUCUCUGGGAAGAAGCCUCCUCCUGGCUAUAAAGCCUCUGCGCCUGCAUUGCCCAAAGCCCAGCAGGCCAGUGGCCAAAACACAAGUGACGAUAAAAGGGAGCUUCGGAACGAUGACAGCAGCGUGUUCGUCAGCAACCUGUCGUACACCCUGCAGGAGCCCGAGGCCAUACUUAGGACUCUCUUUGAGACUUGUGGACCCAUUAAACAGAUUCGCCUCGUCUCGAGUAACAAAGGGACUUUUAAGGGCUACGGCUAUGUGCAGUUUGAAAGCUCGGAAGCUGUUUCUGAAGCCCUAAAACUGGAUAGACAGCAAGUGGAAGGCAGGCCUGUGUUUGUGUCGCCUUGCGUGGACAAGAACAAGAACCCAGACUUCAAGGUAUUCAAGUACAACACAGCUAUGGAAAAACAUAAAAUCUUCAUCCACGGGUUGCCAUUUUCCUGCACAAAGGAGCAACUGGAAGAGAUAAGCAAGCAACACGGCGCCAUUAAGGAAGUUCGUCUAGUUACAUUUCGCUCAGGAAAACCCAAGGGUUUGGCGUAUGUUGAGUUUGCAAACGAAGCCCAGGCUUCUCAGGCAGUCUUGAAGAUGGACGGCAUGUACAUAGAGGGAAAAAGAAUCUCUGUUGCUAUUAGCAACCCUCCUCGCAGACACAUGAGCAAUCCCGGUGGGUCAAGUCAGAUCGAGACACUGGAACUUCCUCCUUUACCGAGCCGCGGCGCGAGAGGGAGAGGACGCACACAGCUGUCAUUGCUCCCUCGUUCGCUGAAUCGCCAAAGUGGACCGGAAAGCAAAGUGGAGAACGGGACUGCUUGCGGAGAAGGCUCCGGCGAUGCAAAGCCUUUAUCCAAUGCGGACUUUGCCAAGAUGCUUCUUCAGAAGUGA